Monoraphidium neglectum is the source of this 405-nucleotide messenger RNA. RefSeq lists its product as hypothetical. NCBI's taxonomy places the organism in Eukaryota, Viridiplantae, Chlorophyta, Chlorophyceae, Sphaeropleales, Selenastraceae. The record is from RefSeq and is a predicted model, not a curated record. The transcript is spliced from 4 exons. Bases 1 to 405 code for a protein of 134 amino acids.
AUGCUGGCGCGACAGGCCCCCUCCGCCGCCCGCCGCCGGCCGCAGCCGCCAGCCGCCUUCACGCGCCCCCCGCGGCGCGCGGCGCGUGUGGUGGCUUUCCGCGAGGAGGACGCCAAGAAGAGGGCCGACCAGGCCCGCCAGGGCGGCCCCGCGGGCCCCUCCCCCAAGGAGUCCCCCCUGGACAUCAACGCCCCCCAGCCCGUCGCGCCCGCGGCCGGGCCGGCGACGCACCCCACGGGGCGCAACUACACAGCCAUCGCCCUGGCUCUGGCGGCCGGCGCCGUGGGGGUCGCCAUGUACCCCCAGCAGGUCAUAAAGGCCAUCUUUGGCGGCGGCGUGAGCGCCGCGUCCGGGUCCCUCAACUGGCAGGUGGCGCGCCUGCUGUCUGUAGGCAUGCUUGUAUAG